Messenger RNA from Drosophila biarmipes, 475 nucleotides. RefSeq lists its product as uncharacterized. The coding region runs from base 142 to 360 and encodes 72 amino acids. Lineage: Eukaryota; Metazoa; Arthropoda; Insecta; Diptera; Drosophilidae. The transcript is spliced from 2 exons. The record is from RefSeq and is a predicted model, not a curated record.
CGUAUUGCCUUUGUUUGGCCUGUCAUAUCCAUCGGCCAAGUAAUAUUCAAACACACUUUGAAUGUCGCUCGAUAAGCAAACACUCAAAAUUCCAAAAAGCACAAGCCCAGGGCGUAGCCAUCAAGUGUUAAUAAUUCUGACAUGGACGGAGGCGGGGACAACCAGCUGGCGGUGAGAUCCUUUGGGAGUCAAAGAGACGCGUUUUACUACUACGCAAGAGCUCCUGUUCAAAUCCUUCAAGUUCCAUCACCCGAUCAAGAAGAUGGAAGUGCAGCUGUCCUGCAUUUGGCCGUGCAUGCCCUGUUCUUUGCUGAACUGGCCGAGGAUUCGGGUUUCGAGUCUGGCAGCGAGGGUGAUUAAACGGAAAUGAUGAAUUAAAGGCCUUACUCUUUUUACAUGUAUUCUUAUGUAAAUUCAUAGCUCUGCGAGCAAUUUGUGUAUCAAUUGUUAAAAUAAAUAAAAUUUUAUAAUGUAA